Messenger RNA from Lymnaea stagnalis (great pond snail), 474 nucleotides. NCBI's taxonomy places the organism in Eukaryota, Metazoa, Mollusca, Gastropoda, Lymnaeidae. The record is from the annotation of a GenBank genome assembly.
AUGUCAAUUUACCCGGCAGAAAAUCAGCCACAGCUAAAAACGAACAUGUUUCCUAAUAAAUCAAGACAAAACCCCAAAGACACUGAGAAACAUUACCAAAACUUUUUGCCCAACACCACUUCCAGUUUUAGAAAGAAUAGAUAUCCAGAGGUCGUGAGUAGGCUGGACCACACAGAGGCGCCCCGGUUAAACAGAGCGUCAGGGUUGAAAUCUGAUCCCAAAUACUCACCUUUGUGCGACAGUAGCAGGGACCAACGAGCCAGUAUCAAGUCAAAGGAAUCUGGCAUCAGCACAAAAGGAAAGGAUUCAAAUAGAACAGACAAGGGGCCAGUUAUAGAAAUAGAUUGCUCAGAUGAUGAGGAAGUGCAGUCAGAUAUGUGUGCUAGCAGUGCUACUGCACUGAGUGAUGAUGCAGGUGGCUUUAUACGUAAUGACAUACCCAAUGUGGAAGUACAUACUAAGUCCAAACCAGGU